This is a messenger RNA of Trichobilharzia regenti, 156 nucleotides long. Lineage: Eukaryota; Metazoa; Platyhelminthes; Trematoda; Strigeidida; Schistosomatidae. The record is from the annotation of a GenBank genome assembly.
AUGAAACACAAAAUGUCAUAUAAAUUCAAACUAUUUAGAAAUGAAGUUAUUACCUCCAUCUCUUGUGACUUGUUUUCAGUCUACUUCGAAGAUUAUCGUUUGCCAUUAGGAGAUUUCUUAUUUUCUCCAGCAAAACAGCGAUACAUGGUUUGGAAU